Molecule: messenger RNA, 1453 nt
Organism: Schistosoma haematobium
Lineage: Eukaryota; Metazoa; Platyhelminthes; Trematoda; Strigeidida; Schistosomatidae
Exons: 1
Coding region: 1-726 (241 amino acids)
Source: RefSeq, a predicted model, not a curated record
AUGAGAACAAAUUUCAUGUGUUUGUUAUUAGCAAUCGCUCUAGACUCUAUACUAUGUGUAACAGAAAGUAAUAACCAUGAAAUCGAUGAAAACGAUUCGAGAAAAAAUGAAACAAUGGAAAGAAGAAUGUCAGAUUCAAAUAAACACAAUUCUGAGUUCAGUAGAACGGAAACGAGAGAAACUAAAAAUAAACAUUCUCAGGAAAACAGCAAAGACUCACGUUCAAGUUCAAGUGGUGAUGUCGGAUUCCAAUCUUCACAACGAAAAUUCCAACUGAAAUACUCAAAUCAAAAAAGAAGUGAUAUUUAUACUACCGGUUACCAAACAUUCCUCGGAAAACGUAGACGAGGCAGUAAAUCACAUGUGAAAACCAUAUUCAGAAAACGUUCUGGCUACGAUCGCAAUGGUCAAAAGAAACGAACUACCACAUUCGAAAGUUAUGGUGAGGCAGACAGUUUCGAUAGAAAGAAAAUACGUGAUGUGUUCGAUGUGAAUGGAUACAUUUCGGAGGGUCGGAAGCGUAGUAAACUCGGUGGAUACAUCCAAGAAGAACAACAUGCGUUUAUGUCAGGUGGACAUAAGUCGCAACUUUCUCGAAAUGAUAGGAAAUCUAGUGAGGGUGGGAGUCACUUCGUAAAUGAAAAACAUGAUCAAACGUCUAAUAAUCGUACUUUCGAAAACAUUCAAAGGGAAUCAAACAGUACCCAAUUGCCACGUCGAAAAUGAAUUAAACAAAUAUCUUAAAUUUACAUGUCCACACGUUAAUGAAGAUUCCUUGUUCGAAAUUAAUACUCAAUUUCCCAUUACUGUUUCUUCGUGAAUCACAUCAAAUUAAACUAUAUCAACCAUGAAUUAGUGACAUAAACUGACAAUGAAUUCCAUCCAUCAUCUGUUCACAUCAACAAUCAAUAUGAUUUUGUUCUUACCAAUCCCUCAUUCUUUUCUUUCAAAUCAUUCUUCACAACCAAUGUAUGUUAGCUACAUUAGGUUCACUCUCGUCAUCAUAUUGAUUCCUCGUCUACAAAAUUCACUACUUUCAUCUCCCUCAUCACUGGAAGAUGAAAUCUCUUAAAAACCAUUUGUAUUCUUCUAAAUCACAUUUGCAAACUCUUAUAAUUCAUUGUAACAGACCAUGCAUUGUAAGAACAGGUGGGUAAAUGUAUUUGAAAACAAAAGACACCACAAACAUUUCCUUUCAUUCACACCUAUCAAUCCAGACAAAUUGCACCGUACAUUUAAUCUAUUCACACGUGGAUUAUCAAUCAUGUUACAGGAUGAACAUGAUAGUCGAAACAAGAAAAUGAUAGAAUGAUCGCGUUUUCGAUGCACUUGUCUACGUAUAAAUUCUAAUGAUUUCAUCCUCAAUUGUCUUAGAAGAUACGUACGGAUGAUUACACGUAGACAAUUCAUUGAAAUCUGUUUAAAAUACAUUAUAUAAGGUAGUCAUUUCAAA